GGGGGCUGCGGCGGCGCGGGCGUGGGCCUCCAGGCUCCUCCUCUGCCGCGCCGGGGAUGCUGCUGCUGCCGGGCGGGCAUCGGGAGCCACGCGGAGCGCCGCGCAGCCGCGGAGAGGAGGAGGAGGAAGCAGCAAACACCCGAGGCUUGCAGCUUCCUGGCACAGUGAGGUCUUUGCUAUGAUUGCAGCAGCUGCUGUCUGUACUCGCUGCCCAGAGCUCUCGUGCCACAGUUCUUCUGGGCUCUGCUCCCCCUGCCGCAUGCCCCCUGCCUGGGAGCAGCAUGGGCAGCGUCAGUAGCCUCAUCUCUGGCCACAGCUUCCACAGCAAGCACUGCCGAGCCUCGCAGUACAAGCUCCGCAAGUCAUCCCACCUGAAGAAGCUCAACAGGUACUCAGACGGGCUGCUCCGCUUUGGCUUCUCCCAAGAUUCCAGCCACAAAUCCAGCUCCAAAAGCAGCAAGAAUGAGGAUUUCUUUUACAUCAAGGUCAGCCAGAAAUCUCAUGGCUCCCACCGAGCAGACUAUACCUCGCUUGCUGGCGUGGAGCUGGGCAGCCAAGCCAGGACCAGUGCUAUGGACUUUGGGACACCCACACCGCAGAAGCUGAUGCCCUUUCCUAGUCAGCUGGAAGUGGGUGCAGAGAAGCCAACUGCAAGACCGACAGCCUUCAAGCCAGUGCUGCCCCGGUCCGGUGCCAUCCUCCACUCAUCCACAGAGAAUGGGGGUCACCUCUCCCAGCAGCUGCAGCCCCCUGACAAAGCCAAGGAGCAGGAGCUGAAGCCAGUGCUGUGCUCAGGGGGUCUGUCUGACUCCGGCAGGAAUUCCAUGUCCAGCCUCCCCACCCACAGCACCAGCAGCAGCUACCAGCUCGAUCCCCUCGUCACACCAAUGGGACCCAUCAGCCGCUUUGGGGGCUCAGCCCACAACAUCUUGCAGUGUGCCAUCAUCCAGGACAGCAACAUGAUGAGCCUCAAGGCCAUGUCCUUCUCAGAUGGAGGCAACAAGAUCCUUAACCCUGGGAAAGCCCCCCCCAACCAUGCUGCCGAGAAGACCACUUGUAUCCGUUCGCCCAUCUCCAUGGAUGAGUCCACCAUCCAGGAGCUGGAGCAGAAGCUUCUAGAGAGAGAAGGGGAGCUGCAGGAGCUUCAGUCAAGCUCUGAGGAGAAGGAAUUCAGCUCCUGCCAGACAUAUGAAGAGAAACAGUGGCACUGCAAGGAAGAGGUGGAGGGCCUCAAGCAGAAAUGCAAUAGCAAGCUCAAGCAAACCUUGCAGAAAAGCCAGCGGACACAGCAGGUCUUUCAUCUCCAGGUGUUUCAGCUGCAGCAGGAAAAGCAGCAGCUCCGGGAGGAGCUGGAGAAGCUCAUGAAAGAGCAAACCCUGCUGGAGACCAAGCUGAGAUCCUAUGAGAAGGAGAAGACCAGCUUUGCCCCGGCACUGGAAGAGACCCAGUGGGAGGUAUGCCAGAAGUCAGGGGAGAUCUCCCUCCUGAAGCAGCAGCUGAAGGAAUCCCAGACAGAGCUCAACAGCAAGACCACUGAGAUCCUCAGCGUAAAGGCUCAGCUGAAGGAGAUAAGGUUGAAGAUGGAAGUGCUGGAAAUGAAGACCCAGGACCUGGAGAGCUCCCUGCACACCAAGGCCAUGGAGCUGGAGGUGUGUGAGAACGAGCUCCAGCGCAAGAAGAACGAGUCUGAGCUGCUGAGGGAGAAGGUGAACUUGCUGGAGCAGGAGAUCAUGGACCUGCGGACGGAGGUAGCCAUCCUCAAGGAGCAGCUGAGUGAAGCCCGGGAGGUGGCCAGGUCCUGCCCCAUGAUGGACAAUGCUCAAGCCCUACAGGGAGAGGUGGAGAGACUGAGGGCAGAGCUGAAGGCUGAGCAGGACAACAAUGAGCAGAUGACUUCCAGCUUCCAGCAUGAACGGCAGACAUGGAAGGAGGAGAAGGAGAAAGUGAUUCACUACCAGAAGCAGCUGCAGCAGAGCUACCUGCACAUGUACAAGAGGAACCAGAAUAUGGAGAAGAUGCUGCAGCAGCUUGCCACAGGGGAAGAUGGCAGGGAACCUAUUGAGCUGGACAUACCUGGCACAGAUGUCCCCUAUGAGGAUAUCAUUGCCACCGAGAUCUGAGCCAGGUCUGCCUUCUCCUCCAUGCAGCUUGGCGUGGGCGUCUCUCUCAGGCAAGAAGCACUGCCCUGCACCUUGUACAGUUCAGAUGAGCCAUGUAUUUAUUAGCAGAGCUGGUGGCCUGACCAGCUCACAGCCCUCCCUGUGUUGCACCACAGCCUGUCGUGUUAGAGGUGAAAAAGCAACUCGUGCCAAUGGUGACGUGCCAGCAGCUCCUCCUUGCUCCCACCUCAGCAGUGUCCCUUCUGCCCCCUUGUUGGGCUGAGAAGCUGGCAGGGGAGGUAGUCAGGGAACAGGACUUCAGCGAAUAAUCUCCUGUCAGGUAUCAAGGUGAUGCAAAACUCCCAGGGGACGUUCUGCUCCAGGCUUGGAGGGAUCCUGGGACACCACAGCCCUCAUGGUCUUCAAGAGGAAUCAGACCUGGCACAUUUCCAGCUGUAGCCUGGAGGAAGCAUUGUGCUGCUCUUACACCUCCUUACCCUUCCUCCGGUCGCUGCCAAUCCCCAGGGAUCCUGUGGGACCGAGGAGCCACUUCCUGCCACCAGCACAGGCUGCAAAUCCACUUCUCCCAUCCUUUGGCCUCUGUAGUGCCUCAGGAAGGACCCUACACACACAUGCGCACACCCCACCUUAUUACAACCAACAGUCCCUCACCAAAAGUCACUUUCACCAACAAGCACUGCCCACCCAUCCCAUCCCCUAGCCACAGCUGCACUGGCACAUCCGUCCUCCCUGCACCUGCACAGCCGUGGUGAGCCCAGUGCUCCCCAGUCUGAUGGACAAGGACUCCCUGUCCCUUUUCUCCAGCUGCCAGAUGGGCAACUGGAUUCAAGAAUUAACAGGAAUUUGCAAGCCACAGUCAACCGAAGGAAUUGAAGGGGAAAUUGGUUGUGUUUGCCCCAUGUGCUCUCACAUGCUCGCUGCAAGCAUCCCUCCCAGGAGCGCCCGCUGCCUUUUCUCCUCCUGUGCCCUUACAGCCACAGAAUCCCAUCAUCUGGACCUGGUUGAAAAACCUCAAACCAGCCACUUUCAUUUUGUUUUCUAGCCUCUCUCGUAAAAUCUCCUGCUGCCAGCAAGCAGAUAACAAGGCUCCACUGCACGUCACCAGUGGUAACUCUCCUGUCCCACCACAGCUCAGUAGGAAUCAGCCAGCAUCCAGCUUGCCUGGAUGGAGGUCUUCAACCAGGACCAUUUCUGUGCUAGUGCAAUGUGUUGUUUUUUUUUCCUACAAUAUGUUUUUUUAACCUGCUAGCGAGCUGGGCACCAGCCUGAGAAGCCCCAUCCCAGGAUUGACAGGGGAAAUCUUGCACAGUCCCAUGGCGUAGAUUCAGCCAAGGGCUCUAAGCUGUGCACAAGCAGAAUUCAGCAUCCCUCACACUGUUCCAGCCAGCCUGUAACAGCAACACAGAAACCAGUCUGUGCCUUCCACAAAUGCCCCUAAGCACCCACUAUUUGCACUGCCCUGGGCCAUCCUGACCGCCACAAAGCAAAUCCUUAGCCAUGGUCCCAUGGAGAAAAGCCAAUUUCAAAUCCCAGUUCCAGCACUGUGGCUGUAGGUUGGAACCACGCUGGGUCUGCCAGCCUUCUCCCAGACCUGCUGAAGGAUGUUUUGGAGAGCUGGACGAUGGUGGUUAAAGGGUGGCACCCAGCUCCACUCUGGCUCAAGAGGCCAGAAGGGAUUUUCUGCAUUAUCCAAGCCAUAGCCCUGCACUGACGGCUUCACAAGAAAGGACCAGGAGCUUUCCAGUGCCAAACAUGUGGAGUGUCAAAGAGAGUGGAACCCUCCCUGCCUGCCCUAUCCCAGCAAUGCCCACAACUACCUGCCCCAUCCUGGUUCCUGCUCCAGCUGGCCUCUGUGCCACUAUCCCAGGUCCCCAUCACCCCAUCCCUGUCUCCUCCCCAGCCCUGUGUCCUUCCCCAGCCCCUGCUCUAUGGUGUAACCACCCAAGGCCUUGCAGUGCUGCCUUUGCACAAUGCUGUGUGUGACCUUCUGCAUUGCAGGUCUGUCGCUCCCGGUGCCUGUACAUACGAUUAUUUUUCUCCAGUUUUGUUUUUUUUU
This is a messenger RNA of Neopsephotus bourkii (Bourke's parrot), 4176 nucleotides long. It is a transcript of the gene LZTS1, whose product is annotated as leucine zipper tumor suppressor 1. Gene Ontology annotation, biological process: regulation of synaptic plasticity; regulation of dendrite morphogenesis. The record is from RefSeq and is a predicted model, not a curated record. Gene Ontology annotation, cellular component: dendritic spine. Lineage: Eukaryota; Metazoa; Chordata; Aves; Psittaciformes; Psittacidae. The transcript has 4 exons. Bases 282 to 2120 code for a protein of 612 amino acids.